AUGGCUCUCAAUCGGCGACUACAACUAGCUUCUGUAUUAAAAGUUGGCAAUCGUUAUUUGGCGACCAAUACACCGUCAUCAAAUACUCCACCACAAUCACGUGAGGCUCCGCAACCAGCUAAAGUAACAGCCCCUCCACAAGCAGCACCAGCAGUAAAACCAAAAAAGACACAAUUUGGCCCAUUGAAAGAUGAGGAUAGAAUAUUUACAAAUCUGUAUGGACGUCAUGACUGGCAUUUGAAAGGUGCAUUGUCACGAGGUGAUUGGUACAAAACGAAGGAAAUUGUAUUGAAAGGAACAAAUUGGAUAAUAGAUGAAGUAAAAAAAAGUGGUUUGAGAGGUCGAGGUGGAGCUGGAUUUCCAUCUGGAUUAAAAUGGAGUUUUAUGAAUAAACCAUCUGAUGGUAGACCAAAAUAUUUGGUUAUUAAUGCAGAUGAGGGUGAACCGGGUACAUGUAAAGAUCGUGAAAUAAUGAGACAUGACCCACAUAAACUACUUGAAGGAUGUUUAAUUGCUGGCAAAGCAAUGGGUGCACGAGCUGCCUAUAUUUAUAUACGUGGUGAAUUUUAUAAUGAAGGUUCAAAUGUACAAGUUGCUAUUCAAGAGGCUUAUAAAGCCGGUCUACUUGGAAAAAAUGCAUGUGGCACAGGUUAUGAUUUUGAUAUCUUUAUGCAUCGUGGAGCCGGUGCCUAUAUUUGUGGAGAGGAAACAGCAUUAAUUGAAUCUUUAGAAGGAAAACAAGGAAAGCCUCGACUGAAACCCCCAUUUCCAGCUGAUAUCGGUUUGUUUGGAUGUCCUACAACGGUGACUAAUGUUGAAACAGUAGCUGUUGCUCCAGCUAUAUGUCGACGUGGCGGCGAAUGGUUUGCAUCAUUUGGGAGGGAAAGAAAUCACGGAACGAAACUAUUUUGUAUUAGUGGACAUGUGAAUAACCCCGUCACUGUUGAAGAAGAAAUGUCCAUUCCACUACGAGAGUUAAUUGAACGUCAUGCGGGUGGUGUAACAGGAGGAUGGGAUAAUCUUUUAGCAAUUAUACCAGGCGGAUCAUCUGUACCGUUGUUACCAAAACAUAUUUGUGAUGAUGUUAUGAUGGAUUUUGAUGCUUUGGUAGCUGUUCAGUCUGGUCUAGGUACUGCAGCUGUUAUUGUUAUGAAUAAAUCAACAGAUGUAAUCAAAGCUAUUGCGCGUUUAUCACUGUUUUAUAAACAUGAAUCGUGUGGACAGCGUAAUUUUAUUGGACCAAUUGAUGGUAAUGCUCGUCCAGAAGAAAUCGAUAUGAUUUGGGAAUUAUCAAAACAGAUUGAAGGACACACAAUUUGUGCCUUAGGUGAUGCGGCUGCUUGGCCAGUACAGGGACUUAUUCGUCAUUUUCGUCCAGAAAUGGAACGACGAAUGAAAGAAUAUCAUGAAAAUACACAAUCGAAAAAAGCUAUCGCCCAUUCUGCUUCACAUUAA
This is a messenger RNA of Didymodactylos carnosus, 1455 nucleotides long. Lineage: Eukaryota; Metazoa; Rotifera; Eurotatoria; Philodinida; Philodinidae. The record is from the annotation of a GenBank genome assembly.